This is a messenger RNA of Coniosporium apollinis CBS 100218, 2121 nucleotides long. RefSeq lists its product as uncharacterized. Gene Ontology annotation, cellular component: cytosol. The record is from RefSeq and is a predicted model, not a curated record. Lineage: Eukaryota; Fungi; Ascomycota; Dothideomycetes. The transcript has 2 exons. Gene Ontology annotation, molecular function: flavin adenine dinucleotide binding; NADPH-hemoprotein reductase activity; FMN binding. The coding region runs from base 1 to 2121 and encodes 706 amino acids.
AUGGAAUAUCUGAGCGCCUGGGAUGUGAUCUUGGUCAAAGUAAGCCUUGCUGGCUUACUGGUGGCUUUUGCGAAAUCCUGCGCUAGCCACCUUUUCUUGUCGAGGAAAGAACCCGUCAGUUUUCCGUUACUUGCGGCUCGCAAGCAAGUCAUAACGUUACCUCCGACACGGAGUAUCAAGAAGAGACUCGAACAGACAGGCAAGAGUUGUAUCAUCUUUUAUGGGAGCCAGACAGGGACAGCAGAGAAGUUCGCCUUGAGACUAGCCAAGGAAGCAAGCACAAAGUAUGACCUCCGGAGCAUGGUCGCUGACCUCGACGACUUCGACUUCGAUGACCUUAACACUUUGGAGUCCGACCAAAUUGCGAUCUUCGUCCUUGCCACUUAUGGUGAGGGCGAUCCUACGGACAAUGCGAUUGCGUUCAAUCAAUUUCUCAAAGGGAAAGAACGGCGCGCCAGUCUGCACUCUGCCGAGCACGCACAAAUGCAGCUUCAAUACGCUGCUUUUGGCCUUGGGAACAGCUCAUACCAGUCCUAUAACUCGAUGAUCCGCCAGGCUGAUACUAUACUUCGGUACUCCGGCGCUAUGCGAAUCGGAGAUCUUGGUCUAGGAGAUGACGGAAAGGGCACACUCGAAGAUGACUUUGCGGAUUGGAAAGACACUACCCUAGCUGCCAUUGCGGACCACUUCCAUCUACCCGAGUUGGAAUAUACUUUCAAGGCUAACUUCGAGGUGACCGAGUCGGAGCUUGCCCCAACAACCGACGUGUUUCUCGGCGAGCCGAACAAAUUGCAUCUAAGGAACAAGAUUCGUGGACCAUUUACAUCGCAGAAUCCUUUCGCUGCCACGAUCGUUAAAGCCGAAGAGCUAUUCAACUCAAACGACCGGAAUUGUCUCCAUAUUGAAUUCGACAUUGGAACUACCACCCUGAAGUACGACACCGGUGAUCAUCUAGCCGUCUGGCCCGUCAACUCUGAUAUGGAAGUUGAACGCUUCCUCCGUGUUUUUGGCUUGUAUCCACGAAAAAGCGCUGUUAUUGGCAUCACAAGUCAGGAUUUGACCGUGAAGGUUCCUAUCCCAGCAAGGACGACUUACGAGGCGGCGGCUCGUUAUUACUUGGAUGUUGGGGCACCGGUAUCUCGUCAACUGCUCGGGAUCCUUGCAAGCUUUGCAAAGAGCGAGUCGACUCGAUCGGAGUUGGUCAAGCUUAGCGGCGACAGAGAAGCUUUCCAGCGCGAGGUGGCAGACAAGCGCUUGAACCUGGCUCAGACGCUGUCAACAAUUGCUCCGCAUGACUCCUUCGAAUCCGUCCCAUUCUCGUUCCUCUUGGAGAACGUGGCCAAGCUGCAGCCCCGCUACUAUUCGAUCUCGUCUUCCUCGCUUCUCUCAAAGAACAGGAUAUCGAUAACAGCCGUGGUCGAUUCCGCUCAAUCCUCAGGUAGCCAAUUCAAAGGAGUGAACACCAGCUACCUACUUGCCUUGAAAUCCAAUUACUUAGCAGCGCCGUUGGAUGCAUCGGCAGCUGCUCUCCCAUCCGUACCAGCCGUUCCACAGACGCACCAGAUCAACGGUCCUCGAGGGUUGUUUUCGCAGCCGACAGCACUUAUCCAUGUCCGUCGCUCUAAGUUCCGUCUCCCAAGACAGUCAUCGACUCCGGUAAUAAUGAUCGGGCCCGGGACGGGUGUUGCGCCUUUCCGCGCCUUUGUCCAAGAAAGGGCUAUGCGAUCCCGUGCAGGCCAAGUACUAGGACGAACAAUGCUCUUCUACGGCUGCAGGAGAAGUAAUGAAGAUUUCCUCUACAAGGAGGAAUGGCAGGAAUACGAGAAAUCGUUCUCAAAGGGUACAUUCUCUCUCCAUGUAGCUUUCUCUCGGGAGCUGGAAAACAAGAAGGUUUAUGUCCAAGAUCUACUCCACGACCACGCUGCAGAACUGAGAAAUCUCAUUCUACGGGAGAAUGCUUAUGUCUAUGUGUGUGGCGAUGCGUCUCGGAUGGCCAAAGACGUUUUCAGAGCAUUUGCGCACAUCCUCGCCGAUGAGGGUGAGAAGGACUUGAAGGUGACAGGCGAUUGGUACUUGAGAACCAUGAAGGCAGCCGGCCGCUGGAGCGAGGAUGUUUGGUGA